Messenger RNA from Microthlaspi erraticum, 1011 nucleotides. NCBI's taxonomy places the organism in Eukaryota, Viridiplantae, Streptophyta, Magnoliopsida, Brassicales, Brassicaceae. The record is from the annotation of a GenBank genome assembly.
AUGAGUAGCGAGGAGACGGGAUUGAGGAUCGACGAGAGUUUGCUGGUGGAUCCCAAAAUGUUGUUCAUCGGCUCCAAGAUUGGGGAAGGCGCUCACGGCAAAGUCUAUCAAGGAAGGUAUGGCACCCGGAUUGUCGCCAUCAAAGUUGUGCACCGCGGGGUCAGGCCCGAUGAGAAAUGUUCCCUCGAGAGCCGUUUCAUCCGUGAAGUCAAUAUGAUGUCCCGCGUCAAACACCACAAUCUUGUCAAGUUUAUUGGAGCCUGCAAAGAUCCUUUGAUGGUGAUUGUAACAGAGUUGCUCCCAGGGAUGUCCCUGCGUAAAUAUCUGACGCGCAUCCGCCCUCAGCUGCUUGAUCUCCGUCUCGCUUUGAGCUUUGCCCUUGACAUCGCCAGGGCCUUGGACUGCUUGCACGCCAACGGAAUCAUACACAGAGACCUCAAGCCUGACAACUUAUUGCUGACCGAGAACCACAAAUCCGUCAAGCUUGCUGAUUUUGGGCUUGCUAGGGAAGAAACCGUGACCGAGAUGAUGACCGCAGAGACUGGCACAUACCGCUGGAUGGCUCCUGAGCUCUACAGUACAGUGACGCUGCGUCAGGGAGAGAAGAAGCAUUACAACAACAAAGUAGAUGUCUACAGCUUUGGGAUCGUCCUUUGGGAGCUUCUUACCAACCGGAUGCCCUUUGAAGGCAUGUCUAACCUGCAAGCCGCCUAUGCAGCAGCUUUCAAGCAGGAGAGGCCCGGAAUGCCAGAGGGGAUAUCGCCGAGCCUGGCCUUCAUUGUGCAAUCGUGUUGGGUGGAGGACCCAAACAUGAGGCCAAGCUUCAGCCAGAUCAUCAGAUUGCUCCACGAGUUCCAACUUACCCUCUCUCCUCCUCCACCUCCUCCUCUGCCUGAGGCUGAGCCCAACAAGACCAACGGCGGAGCCAUCACUGAGUUCUCCAGCCGUGCCAAAGGGAAGUUUGCAUUCAUUCGCCAGCUUUUUGCUGCCAAGAGGAACACACACUCUUAG